CCGGAUUUGACAUUUUGAUGAGUCAAACUUUGUGAAACUGGUCAAUGUUUGAUUGGUUCUGAACAGGAAGAUAAUGUUGUAAUUUUGCUUUUGUUAACAUAUUUCUUACAUCAGAAUUAUCUGUAUAUCAGUUUAGUUUUAUUAGUUAAAGCAGAAGUCCAACGAAUUCAGUGAUCUUAGAUAGAGUAUCAAACGAGGAAGCGAUUUGCAGGGUUGUUUUCGUCUUUUCAUGUUAAUCAUUGACUCAAGCUUAGCAGGGAAAAUGAAAUCUUUGAUUAUUCUUUUGUGUCUGGUUGGGUGCACAUCAGGUAUCUACAAUGAUCAGGACAGAAUUCUGCUUGAAGAUCUCAAAGUUCUUACACUUUACAGUGACCGCAUGACCACCGGUCGACGAUCCAGUCCAGUUCCACAGCUGAAAUGUGUUGGUGGAAGUGCACAGAAUGCCUACAUACCUCUCACAGUACAGUGCUACAACAGAGGAUUUGAUGGCUACGACACACAGUGGGAAUGUAAGACUGAUAUGGACAAUGAAUACCGGUUUGGAAAGGUUGAGGUCACAUGUGAAGGCUAUGAUUACCCAAAUGACCCAUUCAUUCUGCGAGGAUCAUGUGGGUUGGAAUACACUCUUGAAUACACCAAGGAAGGCUACCAGAAGCAGCAGAGUGGCUACCAGAAGCAGCAGAGUGGUUACCAAGGUAACCAGCAUCACAGCUACCAUCAUAAGAAGACUCAUUACUCUGAUGGUCAUCACAGGCAGCUUAAACCGGUUUAUCUAAAGUGUAAGGAUAUUUUGUCCCCUCUAUACGCAGAACAUGACCAGUUUGGACAGGGACCCCAAGCCCCACCCCCUCCAGGAUUUAAACCAAAUUUUACAUCAGAAACACACACAGCAGGGUCAGAAGGAGCAUACUCUCCACCUUGUGGCUCGGCAACACAUGCUGCUGGUGGGGCAUCCACUGGAGGUGGCUUUUGGACAGGAGCAGCAACCGGAGGACUCUUGGGAUACCUGUUUGGCCAGAACAACGCUGGCACUGGCUGGGGGUCUGGCAGACGUAACUACUACAACACACCUAACACUGGUGGUUCUUGGUUCUCCGGCAACUCGGGCAGCACCUGGGGUAGUGGAGGGAGCAGCUGGGGAGGAGGAGGGAGCAGCUGGGGAGGUGGAAGCAGCAGUGGGUGGGGUGGUGGCAGCAGCAGCAAUUCCAGCAGUGGAACAAGGACUGCAUCUGGAUAUGGUGGAACCAAGAGGAGAUAAAGACUUGAUUUUGUUGACGGCUGUAUUAUUUGAUAUAAAUGUACGAAUGGCAGCAAGAGCAGGCUUUUUGUGUUUUUAGAAUUGUUUUCAAUCAGCUUUAUCAGUGAUGUAUUUAAUAACUUAUGAUGAUGGCAGAAAUGGAAGAUCAGGUAUUGUUCAAAGGGAAUGCUUUUAUAAAUUUCAGAAAUUUCUAGUUUUUCUUUAAAUGUGAAAUUUUAAUAAAUUAUGCAAAAUAACAUUAAUCUGAUAAAAUAAUGUGUUGAGAAUCUGUAUAAUUUGGUUUUAUACAACAUCAUUUAUCCUCAUAGUUAGACUGGUUAUUAUGGGAUUUUUUAGUGGGGAGGGAGUGGGGUUCAUAGGUGAUUAUUUGCCAUCAUUAUUAAAUUAUUUGUUCAGCCAGUGUCUUUUCUUGCCCCUAGACCAGAUUUGAAAGUACUAAAAAGAAAAAAUACUGAGAAUAUUCAUUUGUAUGAACAUUAAUGCCCAUUCCCUCCCACUGAAUUGUCUUUGAAGAGUUAUUUUUAUUGAAUCCCAAACCAAAAACUCAAGGAAUAGAUUGUGGUUCUGGUCUCGAUAUGUUUCGUUGGGUUUUCAUUUUGUCAUUUACUUAUUCCUAAGGUGAGCCAUCUGGUUACAGAUUUUCGAUGCCAUCUCAGCACUAUGAUAUCGUAAAAUCGUAAGUUAUGAUGUCACUACAAUGCAUGCCAUAGCCUACAAUGGUUUUACGAUAUCGUAGCGAUAACAUAGCUUUAAAAAUGUGGGCCCUGAAUGUUUGGAGUACAGAUUAAUAAUAUAAUGAGGUAGCUCUGUAUGAGCGUUUCUGUGAGCUGUUGAAACAAGUAUUGGACACAAAUAUGGUUUUGGUACAAUUAAACAUUAUUCUGUGCAAACUUGCUGCCUAUUGAACCAUUUAAAAUUAACCUACUCCUUUAUAUGUAAAUUAUUUUCGUUUUUGUUACAUGUUUACACCAUAACUGGUGGUGUUAAAAUAUUGAAACAGCUUGUUUAAUGAGAAUGUUAUUACCAUGAUUUUGUUAACUAAAUUACUUUGUGUAUAUUUUGACUUCAUGGCUGUUACAAAAAUUAUUAUGAUCAUGUCGGUCGGUGGUGGGAGUUGAACAGAGUUAAUUAUAAUGCUUUUCAUUGUUAGGAUAACAUUAAACAAUAUACAACCAAUCAUGAAAAACAGAACAUUUUAUUUAUAAUACCCCAUUCUAAAAAAUCUUUAAAAUCCACCAUACAUGUAAAAAAAAUAUUGAGUUACCUCGCAUCUCUCCUCCACCGCACCACCCCACCCCACCCCCAAUGAUGUAAUAAUUUCUGGAACAUUACGAAGUCUGUCUCAUGUUAUGUUUGGGUUCUCCCAUUAUAUUGCUAGGAUUGAAAUGUUUUGUUGUGUUGUUUCUCAUUGGUGUUUUGUAAUGAUAAAAAGUAUAUUUUUUGAAAGUGGUAGUUAUUGGCAAUCAUUAGUUUAAUAAUAAAAUACAAUAUUAAAGCAAUGUGCUGGCUACCAGUGCCUAUCAAGAGUGUGGAAAUGUAAAAGUUAUUUGUUGUUUUAAAACAGGUAAAACAAUGUGAUGCUCACAGCAGCUGUGUUCUAGUUUAUUUCAGUGAAGACAUUAAAAAAUGACUUAAAUUUUGUUAUCGCCUGGCAUGUGUUCUGUAACACAAAGGUCACAAAGUUGCAACACUUUUCAUGCCCUUUGGUUAUAUUUAUUCAAACUGUAAUACACUGUCUUUUCAGUGACUGCAUUUAAAAGCAAACAACUUUACAAGUGAAUUUUUUUUAGCUUUAUACGACUGGUUUGAACUUGUUAACAAAAUUAAAAUACAUCCUACUGGCUUUUAUUUUUAUUAGUCAAACAAAAUAUUAAUUGUUUUAAAAAAAAAAAAUUAUACUAAUAUUUUACACUUUUACAUAUUAUUAUAUAAGUUUGCUCUCGUCUAAACCGGAUUCAAAGGUGACGGAAGAAAUAAAACAAUAUACACAGUCCCGGGUUGAACACACUAGCUAUGGUCACUGAACACGAAUGAUUGUGUCAGUUUACACCAAAAUCUGGAUUAUACAGAUGCUGGUUUGGACAGGGCGCACUGUAUUUUCUUUGAAAUAUAUUCUGACUGGUUAAUAAGUUUGUUUUGCAUAUAAAUGCAUCUUAAAUGUUCUUGUAAUAUAUACAUCGGUUUCUCCUCCAGCUAAAAUCUGUUUCUUCAUUCUUAAAUAUUAUUUGAAUGUGCAAUACUCAUUAUUCAAUUAGUUUGUUAAUUUUGUAGAACAUUGUGUGAUUUGAUUAAAAAAUAAGAUUUUAAUUGUCAUUGCCGUCACUUUGUAAUUGUUGUUUCUCUUAAAGUAUUAGUCUACUGGUACAUAGUUAUUUGUUGCGGUUUAUUUUAUUUAUGAAAUAAGAUAAUGUGUAUUUUCUUUUUUCUUUUGAGUGUGCAUAUUUGUACUUGCUAAUCCUGUGUAAUUAUCUACCCCUCUAUUCUUGAUAGGACUCGUUUUGGAAUAAUACAUUGCCAAAGGAUAUCAUUUUAACAUUCUUUACUGCACAUGUGAUAUUUUUUAAAACAUGAAAUGAGCUACAUGUAUCUCGUACAUGUGAAACUAAUGUUUAAAAGGAGACCCAAUUAUUUAAUUUGUUUUAUUUGAAUUCUUUGGGGUUUUUUUUAUGUGUAAUACAUUUGUAAUGGAAGACGUAUUACAUUUUUAUUAUUAUAAAAUCUUUUCAGAUUUUUUUUUUUUUUUUUUACAUCUAUAUACAAUAAAUACAAAUGUAAUGAAUGUAUUGUUAAGAACAUCCUUUAAAAAUAUUGGAAUACAUUGCAAUCCAUGUAAACGUCCAAAUACUUUGCAAAUUUUCCAGAUUUUUAUCCCUGUUUUAUUAAUCAUGAUUUUAUUCAUAUCCAUAGUUUACUUCAGUUUUUUCAAAAAAAUAACAGUGUAGUAAAUUUUAUUUUUGCUUAAAGGUCGAUGGUGUUCUAUCAGCUAUGGAUUGGUUUGUUUUUCUUUCAUUUAGUUUUUCACUUGUAAGCGAUGUAACUGAACAUUCAUAAACUAGUAAAAUGGUGUUGGUUGCAGAAAACAUUGUUAAGGGUGACAUUAUUAUUCCAUCUCGAUAUUCUGUGAUAAAAAUAAUAAAAAGUGUACUCAUUA
Messenger RNA from Gigantopelta aegis, 4409 nucleotides. RefSeq names its product store-operated calcium entry-associated regulatory factor-like. Lineage: Eukaryota; Metazoa; Mollusca; Gastropoda; Neomphalida; Peltospiridae. Gene Ontology annotation, biological process: regulation of store-operated calcium entry. Gene Ontology annotation, cellular component: endoplasmic reticulum membrane. The coding region runs from base 230 to 1258 and encodes 342 amino acids. The record is from RefSeq and is a predicted model, not a curated record. The transcript is spliced from 8 exons.